UAGGAUGGUGGGGCACGAGCUUAUGACUCUAACUCUAUCUUAGGUAGCUCAAGUUUUCAAGAGGCUAAAAAUUUCCAAACAUCGCGAAAGCUUCUACCAACCAAUCUUAUUGUUCAAUUCUGAUAUCAACCAACACAUGUGUUGAUAUUCAUCGCGGGUGAUGAAUCGUCCAUUGCUCUCAGCACUGGGUUCGCGCAACGAACUACCCAACUGCAGUUGACCUUUGGACCCUUGCGACUUGCGACGUACGACUUACGAUUUACGACCUGCGAUUGCGCAUUUUACAGACCGAAGAUAGAAAUCGAGGAGGAUGGCUACCACAACAGCCACUACCAAUGAGGCCAUGCUGGUCAAGCACCAGGUUGUGGACAAGCUGCCGAAGAAGAUCAAGCAAAUCAAGUUCGGCAUUCAAUCCAACCAAGAUAUCGUGAACCAAGCAGUCCUAGAGGUUUCCGAUCGAACUAUGUACGAUGUCGGUAGGGGCAGAGAGCCGAUUCAAAACGGACCGCUCGACAAGCGUUUAGGUACCUCCAGUAAGACUGGCAUCUGCUCAACAUGUGGUCUGCGACUACAGGAUUGUACCGGCCAUUUUGGUCAUGUCCGAUUACCACUACCUGCCUUUCACAUCGGUUACAUCAAAUUUACUAUAACUAUCUUACAGAACAUAUGCAAAGACUGCUCGCGAAUCUUGUUGACCGAAGCAGAACAGCGAAUGUAUCUCAAGGAGCUUAGACGUCCAUUCAUCGACAACAUGCGAAGGGUUGCCAUCUGCAAGAAGAUUAACGAGCAAUGCCGAAAGACUAAGAAUUGCCACUAUUGCGGAGCAGUCAAUGGUCAAAUCAGGAAAGUCGGAGCUCUCAAGCUUGUUCAUGAUAAGUUCAUCGCCUUCAACAAGUCGACUUCGCAAAAGAAACAACCUCCGGCGAGUAAGAUCGAAUUCGACAAUUCCUUUUUGGAAGCUAGGAAGCACGUCCACGAUCUGGAUAAGCAUAUGAGAAAAGCCUUCGAAGAUCUAAACCCUCUGAGAGUUCUAAAUCUAUUCAAACAAAUCAACCCUACGGAUUGCGAGUUACUUGGCCUCGAUCCCUCAGAAGGACGGCCUGAGAUGUUCCUGUGGCAGUACCUCCCGGCUCCUCCCGUAUGCAUCCGACCUUCUGUCGCCCAAGAAGGAGCGAGCAAUGAAGAUGAUCUAACAGCCCGACUUAGCGACAUUGUCUGGGCCUGUGGUCUCAUCCGCUCCGCGCUAGAAAAGGGUACACAGCUCCAAACCAUCAUGGAACAGUGGGAAUACCUACAGUUGCAGAUUGCUCUUUACGUAAACAGCGAUGUUCCCGGUCUCCAGAAUAGCGGUGCGAGAACGUCGAGGGGCGUCUGUCAGCGCUUAAAAGGAAAACAGGGGCGGUUUCGCGGUAAUUUGUCCGGAAAGCGUGUGGAUUUCUCUGGCCGAACCGUUAUCUCUCCGGACCCCAAUCUGGCCAUUAACCAGGUUGCUGUACCGGAGCUGGUUGCCAAGAAUCUCACGUACCCCGAAAGAGUACACCGUAAAAAUAUCGACAAGCUAAAGCAGUGUAUCUUGAACGGCCCAUAUGUACACCCAGGAGCUCAGGCGGUCCUGAAGCAGGAUGGCGAACAGUCAUUCAAAAUAUCUCUAAGAUUUGCUGACAAGGAAUCGGCCGCCAGGGAUUUGCGAGAAGGGGACAUCGUCGAGCGUCACCUCGAGGACAAUGAUAUCGUACUAUUCAAUCGUCAGCCAUCACUCCACAAGCUCAGUAUCAUGAGUCAUUUCGCCAAAAUCAGACCUUGGAGAACUUUCCGUUUGAAUGAGUGCGUUUGUGGACCUUACAAUGCAGAUUUUGACGGAGAUGAGAUGAAUCUCCACGUGCCUCAGACGGAAGAGGCUCGCGCCGAGGCUAUGACUCUCAUGGGAGUCAAGCACAACCUAGCAACGCCGAAGAACGGAGAACCGAUUAUCGCGGCAACGCAAGAUUUCAUUACGGCAGCCUAUCUUCUGAGCAGCAAAGACAACUUCUUUGAUCGCAAAACCUUCACCUAUAUUGUCAUGCAAAUGAUGGACGGUAAUACCCAUAUUGACUUACCACCCCCUGCCAUCGUCGCUCCCAAGCGGCUUUGGACGGGGAAACAGGUCUUCAGCCUACUUAUGAGGCCGAACAAAGCAUCGCAGGUUAAAGUAAACCUCGAUGCCAAGUGCAGAGAAUACGUGGAGCCGCCGUCACCUCCCCCGGGCAAGAAGACAAGAGCCCCAGACAUGUGUCCUAACGACGGAUGGCUCGUUGUGAGAAACUCGGAAGUCAUGUGUGGCAGGAUGGACAAGUCUACAGUGGGCGCGGGAAAGAAGGAUUCCAUAUUUUAUGUGAUCCUAAGAGAUUUUGGUCCCGACGAUGCUGUGACGGCAAUGAAUCGGUUGGCCAAACUCUGCGCGCGAGUAUUGACAAACCGCGGGUUUUCCAUAGGCAUUGGCGAUGUCUUUCCCACGGCCUCUCUUACUGAAAAGAAGCAGGAACUUGUGGCGGAGGCAUACAAAAAGUCAGACACCCUUAUUGAGCAAUUUAACUCAAACAAGCUAGAGAAAGCAGCUGGGUGUAGUAUGGAAGAGACAUUGGAAAACAAAAUCUCCGGUACCCUUAGCAAAGUCCGACAGGAAGCCGGAGAGUACUGUAUCCAGACGCUUAGUAAGAAUAAUGCGCCUUGGAUCAUGGCCUCGUCUGGUUCCAAGGGUUCAACCAUCAACGUCGCUCAGAUGGUUGCCGUUGUCGGGCAGCAAAUUAUCGGAGGACAGCGUGUAGCUGAUGGUUUCCAAGACCGGACUCUGCCCCAUUUCCACAAGAACGCCCGCCAAGCUCCCGCAAAGGGGUUCGUACGUAACAGCUUCUAUACUGGACUACUUCCGACUGAAUUUCUAUUCCACGCCAUCUCCGGAAGAGAAGGUCUCGUCGAUACAGCCGUCAAAACUGCGGAAACUGGAUACAUGUCCCGUCGUUUAAUGAAAUCGCUCGAGGAUCUCUCGACGCAAUACGACGACACUGUUAGGACAUCAGGCGGAGGAGUAGUGCAGUUUCAGUUCGGCGCUGAUAAGCUAGACCCUGUAGACAUGGAAGGCAACGCCGUGCCAGUCAAUUUCAAGAGGACAUGGUCUCACGCCGAAAAUCUCACAUGGGAUAACUCGGAUAGAGCAUUACUACCGUUCGAAAUUAUGGAGCUUUGCGAAUCCAUUCUCAAAAAGGAGCGCGAACACUACCAAAGACGAGGACUGUUACAUGGAGAGCCUCUAGACUACAGGGACGUAAGUAACUAUGCGGUUGACGAGUACGAAGGCGGCCGAAAGUUUCUCGAUACUGUUCAUGAUCAUAUGGAAGGUUUAGCAAAGAAAUUAGCCAGGUUUCGAACUGCUGCAGGUCUUGAUCCGCUGCUUGUAAAACCUGCCGGAUCUCUAGCUGCAAUCCAGAGAAAAGAAAAGGGGGCAUUCUCACGGCUCGCUUCCGAAAGAGUCGUGAAGGUGUCCGAACGCACAGCUAGGAAGUUUAUUGCGCUGUGUCUAGAGAAAUAUUCAAAAGCUCGCGUAGAACCGGGUCACGCGGUCGGAGCGGUCGGAGCACAGUCUAUCGGCGAACCUGGAACGCAAAUGACCCUGAAAACCUUUCACUUUGCUGGUGUUGCCGGAAUGAGCAUCACUCAAGGUGUACCGCGUAUCAAGGAAAUUAUUAAUGCUUCCAAAUUAAUUAGCACUCCCGUCAUCUCAUGCCCUCUGGAAAGUAAAGGGGACAUGAAUGCCGCACGCAUUGUCAGGGCUAGAAUUGAGAAGACGUACAUCGAGGAUAUUCUUCGAUACAUGGACGAUGAAUGGAAGGCAGACAGAGCGUUCAUUACCUUACACAUCAACACCGAAACUCUAGAAGGAAUGCACCUUAAUAUCAGUCUCGAGAACAUUGCCGACAUCAUCUCGAAACAGAAGAAGUUGAAGAUACAGAAAACGAAUAUUUCCGUCUUCGAAGAAGACGCAACUAUUGAAGUUACUGUACCACCCCCUGACGCGGAUCCUUCGGCAGCAAAACGAGCGCCGAGAAGCAAAGCGGCAAUUGCAGAAGCCAUGGCAGACAUAACGGUGAAGGUGGGUCAGAUCAAACGGGCGUUACCGCUCAUCCCAAUUUCCGGAUAUCCGGACGCUACUCGUGCAAUUAUCCAAACAUCAAAGGAUGAUAAAGAUAAAGAUAAAGAGAUCUAUACUGUUCUGGUUGAGGGUUACGGCCUACAGCAAUGUAUGAACACUGAAGGCGUCGUUGGUACGAAAGUACGCACGAAUAGCGUUUUGGAGUGCCGUGAUAUCCUCGGCAUCGAAGCGGCGCGGACCACUAUUGCCAAGGAAAUUUCCGAUGUUAUGAACGAUAUGGGUAUCGACCCACGACAUAUGGAGCUACUAGCCGAUGUCAUGACUUAUAAGGGCGAAAUUCUAGGCAUCACCCGAUUCGGUCUAUCCAAGAUGCGGGAUAGUGUGUUGCAACUCGCGUCUUUCGAAAAGACGGCAGAUCACCUCUUCGACGCGGCGGCUGGGAUGAAAGCGGACCGCAUCGAGGGUGUCAGCGAGAAGAUCAUCAUGGGACAGACUAUGUCAGUCGGCACGGGCGCCUUCCAGAUGGUCCGCUACCUGGGCCACCAAGACAAGCAUUUCACGCAGCUACCGACCGUCUUCGAGAGCGCGUGGGCGGAGGAGCACGAAUGGUCUUAUAAGGGAAAACGCAGAUGAGUCGUUCAACUGAAUACCGCAUGGGUUAGGAGUUAAACAUGGGCAUAAGCUAAGGAAUGACAAAAUGGUCGGCAUAUUCGGCUUUUGCUUUCUUGUUACGAUUCGAUUUACGUGGGCGCGGUCCAACAGCAUCAUAAGGCUGCUUGGUCUACAAUUAAUAAGAAUGCACUUUUACGAUUUAGACGAGACUUGUUGUGAACUAGUCUUGUCUUCAAUGACAAUUGCCGUCGCGUUCAGUAGUGAAGGGCUGCCAUUUUGAGUCGUCAGGUUGCAUACAAACAACUGGUAUAUUGUACUAGAAAUAGGAGGCUUCCUGCCCACAAUGCCUUCGCCCCCAUCUAAUAGGCCGCUAGAAUUAUUC
This is a messenger RNA of Annulohypoxylon truncatum, 5120 nucleotides long. Its product is annotated as beta and beta-prime subunits of DNA dependent RNA-polymerase. The transcript has 2 exons. Gene Ontology annotation, molecular function: DNA binding; DNA-directed RNA polymerase activity. The coding region runs from base 311 to 4759 and encodes 1482 amino acids. Lineage: Eukaryota; Fungi; Ascomycota; Sordariomycetes; Xylariales; Hypoxylaceae. The record is from RefSeq and is a predicted model, not a curated record. Gene Ontology annotation, biological process: DNA-templated transcription.